Caenorhabditis angaria is the source of this 6403-nucleotide messenger RNA. The record is from the annotation of a GenBank genome assembly. NCBI's taxonomy places the organism in Eukaryota, Metazoa, Nematoda, Chromadorea, Rhabditida, Rhabditidae.
AUGGAGGAGGCUAAAAAUAUGGCGCUGCUCUUUUUUAUGGAUCAUUUGAUGCAGAAGAAUGGCAGAAGGACUAUUCAUGAUUUGAGUUGUCAAUUUGGAGCAAGAGGGUAGGUGUUUUUGAAAAUUUUGCCACGUGGCAUUCUUGAGCUCUCGAUCACUGUAUCUCAUAAUUUGUGAGGAAAAUGAUAGAUCAAAAUUUGGGUUCCAAUUUUUCACGUGAAAAUUUUUUAAAGCUUUCGAUUACUGUAGCUCAAGAACUCAUUCCUAAAAAAUGGUAGAUCAAAAUUUUCGCUCUGAAUUCGCCACGUGGAUUUUCGUGGACCAAAAUACUGUAGCUCAAAAUUUAGUUCAAAAUGGGAGAUCAAAACUUUGGGUCCAGAUUUGCCACGUGGAUUUUCUAGGAAAAAAUACUGUAGCUCAAAAUUAUGUUCCGAAAUGGUACAUUAAAUUUUGCCACGUGGAUUUUCAAAGACCAAAAUGCUGUAGCUAGAAACAAUUUCCAAAAGAAUGUAUCAAAUUUUUGCCACGUGGAACCUGUUAGAUAAAAAAAUAAGUUCCAAAAAUAUUGUCAAGCUUCAUCCAAUCCUAAAUUUCUCUUCUCAGAUUUUCGGAAGAAAUGAGAAAUGCAGUCGGAACAACACAAGAAGGUCUAACCGAAUUCCUUCAAGGACAUCCCUCUUUAUUCACAGUCGAAGGUGAUCAAGUUAUCCUAAAUGGUCACAAUGAUUUGAACGCCAAAAACAAUCCACUCCUGCAAUCCGGCGUCCGAACUCGAAACUAUGAAAAAGAGGCUGUCGAUUUUUUCGUGACCAAACUCACCAAAUUCGGUCCCGAACUCCAAAUCAAAUCUUUAUUGGGACAUCGUUCCCAAGCUGCGCCAGAAGUUCGUCUCGUUUCUGGUCGACAUUUAAAAGAGUUUUGUGAAUUCCUGUCAUCUCAAGUCGAUUAUUUUGUUGUUGAAGCGGAUCGAGUUCGUCUGAAAAAUAUGCCUGAACCGGAUGAGAAUUCGAUUGAAAUGGAUGACGAGGGAAAACCAUUGGCUGGAGUGAAAGCGAAACAGGCGGCUGUUGAAUAUUUGAAAAGUGUUCUAGAGCAAAAUGAAGAUCAGCCAAUUCCUCUGGAUUCGUUUUAUCAGAAUUUUUGUCAGCGGUUUUCGCAUACAAUUCGACAGGAUGUGGCGACGAAUCCGAAGGAACUUUUGCAAUUUUUGAAAUUGAAUCGCGGAUUGUUUUUUAUUCGCAGUAAUAAGGUGAGUGUUUAGAAUUUUUUUUGGAAAAUUGAUUUUUAGAUUUUCUAAUUCUCCAGGUGUCUCUCGUAAAAAAUCGACCAAAUGAAGAAGGUUCUGAAAAUGGUUCUGAUGAAGGAGAUGAAAGUAAUAACAAUGGAAUGUUUCCCCUCGAUCAAAAUGCUCUUUCACGAAUUCAUUUCGUAAAAGCCUUGAAACCAGCUCAAGAUCUCAUUCAAAAACUUUGGCAAGAUAUCAACAGUCAAGAGAAGAAAGUUGUGGGACUUGAUUUGAAAACUGUUAUGGUUGGGGUUGAUGGAGAGAUCUUUUUGUCACUUGGAGUUAUCGCAACUACAAGCCAAAUCGGGAUUUUCGACUUGGCUUCUAGUGAUGUCAUUAUUCUUGAGAGUGGUUUUAAGAAUAUUUUGGAAAGUGAAAAAGUUGUGAAAGUUAUUCAUGAUGCGAGAAGAGUUGCAUCACUUAUGGCUCACAAAUAUGCGGUUCAUAUGAGAAAUGUUUUCGAUACUCAAGUGGCACAUUCAUUAUUGCAACAUGAUAAAUUCGGGAAACCUUUGCAUGAGAUGCGACCAAUUUCAUUUAUGAAUUUGCAAAGGGUUUAUUAUCCACAGUCUUUUAUGUUGAGCGAUGUGACACCGAGGAAAAUGAGCCAAUGUCCGAAGUGAGUUUGGGAGAUGCGGGAGAGAGGAGGGUCUGGAUUCUGAAUCCAAGUUGUAUUCUCAUCGUUUUCAGAAAAUCAGCUAUGAAGUUGCAAAGUUACUGUAGAUAUUGGUGCCAAAAAUUCUAGAUUACUGUAGAUCAAAAUUUUUCGUUUAUUUUUAAAAUGAGAAAUGUACGAUGUCACGUGGAAAUUCUGAUUUACAAAACGUGAAUAAAAAUUUUCCAAAAUUUUCCAGCUGGGGAGUUCGACCAAUCACCGAAGAAUUCCAACUAACAAUCGUCGAAGAAGCUCACUGCCUUUUAUUCGCUCUUUAUCAAACACUUUCCAAUCUGAUUCCAGUACAUUUACGCGGUCUUUUUGAAGACAAAUGUAUUGAGGUAAACCAUCCAGAGGUUCGCUUUUUGUGUUUUUCUUCAGUUUUUUCUGUUCUGUUCUAUCUUGUGGUUUUGUUCUUUUUAUUUGCACGGGGAAUUUUUCAGCAACAAAUUCUGAAAUUAAAUUAUUUUGAGAAAAGUGCAACCAGGUGUUGUUAUUUUCAUUAUCAAAAUAUAUUUAGAUUUUUUUUCGAAGAAAGGGAACUGAAAUUUUCAGAAAAAAUGCACUUUUUAAUUUUUCUAUUUAUCAGUUAUGUUUCGGUUCAGUUGAAUGUUGUAAAUCUAUCGCUAAACUUUUUUGGUUCGGGGGAAAGCAUGAAAUAUUCAGGACUGGAAAUUUUCGAGUUAUGACGUGAGAUCGUUUUUUAAACUAUAGCAUGAAACAAAAGCAAAAAUUCCACAUCAUAACUUUUCCAGAAUUCGAAAUUUUCAAAUUGCAAAAUUUUUCAAACGUUUUGAAUAAUUCAAAACAAAAAAAGAAAAUCUCCAGAAUUUCAGAAUUUCAGAAUUCCAAUUCAGAACAAGACCUUCCACAAUUAUAGAACAGACCCCCAUGUCUAUUCUCUAAACCUUUCAAUUAUUUACAGGUCCUUCUGGCUUCUCCCAAUCGCCCACCUCCCCAACCCUUCUCCUCAUCCCCAUACCGUGCAUCAACUCGCCGUGGCCCCCACAACAAUCUUUCGGAUCCAACUCGAACACCAAUCAUCCAAUCAUUCACACCUCCACCAUACGCAGCCGCACCUCGUCCAAUUAUGAGCGAUGCUUGCACCCAAACAUUUUCAACGGGUGACAUCGAAGUGCUCAAUGUAUUUUACGAGUAAAUAUCAGAAUGAAAUCUAAUCUAAAUUAUUUAUACUCUUGUUACUAAUUACCAAAGUUUAUUUUUCUUAUUUUUGAAUUUCGGGAAACCCUGUUCCAUCAAAUUCCCUUUUAGUAGUUUUUUUUUUAAUUUUACAAAAUUUUCUUUAAUAAUUAUUUCGGUGAAUAAUAAAAUUGUUACUUCUCUUUUAGCUAUUUUUUGCGAACAUCCUCAAGAAAAAUGCUCACUUGUCAGAAAAGUGCAUUUCCGCUCGAAAAACUUUGGCAAAAAAAGGCGAAGAAAAAAAACGUUGUUGCACCUCUUCAAAAUUCAAAUUUCAUUCAAGUAUUUGCGGCAUCCAGUAAGUGAAAAAAAAUGUCUUCACACGAGAUUUGCAAAAUUAGAUUCUUCUUCUCUUCUGGUUUCCCCUCUAGAACAUAGCCGAAUUUUUCACGCCCAAUUAUCCACCAAAAAAAACGAGAGAACCUAUACUUAUCCUCUUUUUUUCUGACUACUUAUCGAAAGUAGCCAGAAAUCCCGGUGGCACCAAAAAAAUAUAAUAAUAAUAUUGUGUCACACCCUUUUCUCACUCAUCCUCUCCUAUUCUCUUUUUUUUUUUCUAUUCAUGUUCAUUCAGUUGAAAGCCGAAAAUAGGCUUUGGUGUUAGUGUUAUUUGGUGAAGUGAGAAGAAAUUUCGAAAAAGAUUUGGUGUUUCUUUCGAGCAAAAAGUUUUCAUUCAUUUUGAAUGAAAUGUUUUGUCGCGCACUGAAGGUGUCAUCUUUUUAUUUUCGUUUGACAUGAAUUUUACGAUUUUUUUUUGAAAUUUCAAAUUUUCCUAAAUCUACAAAAAAAUUGGGCCAAAGUUCUUUCACUUUUAUGCUUCGCAUUCCAAAUUUAUGUAGAUAAAAUUUUCGCUCCAAGCUUUAACAAAUUCCAACAACAUUCCAAAAAGUCCUCGAAAAAUCUCAAAGCUCAAAGCGUUCAGCCGGAAAAUUUCAGGAACUUUUUUUUUUCAAAAAACAUGUGGAUUUUUUGUCACCCUUUCAUUAUUUUCUAUUUACAUGUUUUUCCUGUCAAUGGAGCGAACAUGCGCUUUUUUGUUUUUAUUUUUAGGAAAAUAGAUAAAUAUGAAUUUUACAACAAGUUUCAUUCAAAUUCAUGGAAAAACAACAAAAAAUAUGUGAAUCAAAAAUUUUCGAAAAACAAAAACGAGAAAAUAAAAGUAGAAAUGGAAGUGCGCCCCAUUGAUAAAAAUUGGAUGUCCGGAACUCUUUCAAAAAAAUGUGUGUGUUUUCUCUGUUUCUAUUUUUGUUUUCUUUUUUUUUUCUUUUUUCUCUGAUUCCAAAUUUUUCCAUGGAGCCUUUGUCUAGGGUCCGGGCUUGAAGCAUACAUCUCUAAUCAACCCGGGUUAUCCAUUUCCGCUUCUAAAUCGCCUACAUUUUCUAAAUCCAAAUUUUAACAUCUCAAAUUAUCUAUCUAUCCAUAAAAAUCCCAUCGGGAUUUGGAUUCGGACAGGAUUCCCGAAAAAGUCACUCAUUUUGUGUUGGUGUCUCUGGUGAACUGGCAAAUGAUUGAUGUACAUAUGUUUUGACUCGAUCCGUCACUUUUCGAUUAUUAUGCACUUGAUGUGAUGAUGAGCGCACUUUUUUUCGGAAACAGAAUUUUUUCCUUUUUUUGGAAAAAAAAACUCUGGUUAUUGUUGUUGUUUUCACUUUUACUACAACUAUUUUUUUUUUUCACAACAAAAAAAUUUGAAUAAAAUGUAUUUUUUCUUGACUUGACUCGCAGUAAAUCUAGUCAGGAAAUUCGAUAGAUAUCUCUUGAUUUUUCCCAGAUUUUUUUGUUGUUAGUCAACAAUCUAACAUAAGUUAGGCUAACUUCCAUUAGGUUUAUGAGUUUUUUGGCAACAUUUUCUUCACUCAUUGCUCCCCAGAGCCCCUCUGAAAACAGUUGAACAUAAACAAGACAAAACAAAGCAAAACUUGUGGUGUUUCUAGCAGAAGCUCAUCAAUCUUUCAUCAUCACUCUAUAGUGUUUUUUUGUCGGGGAAGGGGGAGAAAAUAGGAAGAUUGUUUUGGAAAAGGAUUUUUUGGGGGGAGUUGGCGGAACUCUUUUUUGGAAUUUUUUUUGUAGGUGUACUUUUUUAUUUUUGUGAGGUUUUCAAGGAUUUGAAAUUUUUUGGAGAAAAACAUUUGAGUUUUAUUUUCUGUAAAAAUGUUCCUAUUGCUCAUGUUAUUUCUAGAAAAAUAUUUUUCGAAAUUUUCAGAUUUCAUUUUGAAAAAUUGUUUUCUAUUGCUCAUGUUAUCUAAGCCUCUUGAAGUUGUCUUCAACAAAAUUUUCCAGCCCUCGAGUUUUUAAAGUGUUCGCUUUAAAAAAUUUUUUUUCAAAGGAAACAAUAAAUCCUUUUGUUUCUCAAAAGCGAACACUUUUUUGAAAUGUUUCCCUCGGUCAGAAAACGGCGAGGUCGCUACCGAUCUGGGCGGAGUCGCUACACGUUUGGGGCGACUGGCCCGAGGCACUUCGGGCGAGCCUCGGGCGACUCGCCCGAGCGUGUAGCGACUUGCCCCGUUUUCGCCCCGCUAUUCAGCAACUCGCCCGGAACACGCUACAUUCGCGGCAAGUUGCCCGGAACUCGCCGAUUUUGAGGCAAGCUUGGGGCGACUCGCCGCAAAACGAGUCUCGACAAAAAGUGUAGCGACUCGCCCCGAGCUAUGUCGUUUUUUGGCCGAGCCCUUUUUUUGGAAAAAUUGCAAUUUUUCUGCAUUUUGGAAAAAAUGUGACCUGAAAGUUUCAAAGCUCAAAAAAUCGUUCUCAAGGGCUUCUCAAGACGCUUGACCUUUUGGGGGUGGAUUUCAGAUUUUCAAAUUCCCAUAUUUUUACCGGUCCACCCAAAAAAAUCGUAAGUUCCUCGCCCUUGGGACCAAUUCAUCUUCCAUUGGUGUUUCCCACCAAUAUCUGUCCCAUACUUAUUUUCUUUUUUUUCUCAUAUUUUUUGCUGUGCUUUUUUUUCGUUCAGUUCAGUUGUUUUUUCCGGUUUUUGCUCACAACAUCUUGGAGCAAAAAAAAAAAUGAAAAAUGAAAUUUCUUCGCCUUUGAAAAAUUUGUGAAUGAAAAAAAAAUGAAAAAUGAGAAAAUAUAUGUGUAUACAACAAAUAUAGAAAGGUCUAAUCCAUCAGCUCCCACAAUUUUUCAAAAAACGGGAAAAAAUUGCCUGAUUUUUUUGGCGGUGAAAGAAAGAUGACUGGGAUUAUUUUCAUGUAUUUUUUGCUCAGUUUUCCUCUUCGGAAAAAUUUUUAACCAAAAAUUCUCUAUUUUUUUCAGAUUGA